UAUCAAGCACAUCCCAAAGAGGCGACACGUCCGGCACACUGGUUUUUAUUAUUUUAUUGAAAAAUCCUUUAUUUGGCACUGACAGUCAUGCCGGGUAACGACAAUUUGCCGCCUUUGAAUCUAAUUUUCUUGGGACCACCAGGAUCUGGGAAAGGCACACAGGCACUGGAUAUGACCAAGGCAAAAGAAAAUGUCUGUCAUCUAUCAACAGGUGACAUGUUGCGGGCAGAGGUAUCAUCAGGCUCGUCACUUGGUAAAGAACUGAAGAAAGUUAUGGAUGCAGGUCAGCUGGUAUCUGAUCAGCUCGUGAUUGAUCUAAUAGACAGUAACCUCGGUAAACCUAAAUGUAGCCAUGGCUUCGUCCUCGAUGGAUUUCCUAGGACAGUUACACAGGCUAAAGCUCUUGAUAACUUGUUAGAUAAGAGAAACACUUCCCUUAUGUCUGUUCUGGAAUUUAAAAUCAGCAGCAGUGUAUUGGUGAAGAGGAUAUGUGGUCGUCUUGUUCACCCUGCCAGCGGUAGAAUGUAUCAUGUAGACUUCAGUCCGCCUAAAAGACCAAUGAAAGAUGAUGUUACUGGGGAACCACUGAUUCGCCGCUCGGAUGACACAGAGGAAAAACUGAUGAAACGGUUAGAGGUAUACAGUGAGCAGACUGAACCACUGGUUGAUUACUAUAGCAAAAAGGGCGUUCUAACGACAAUAGACGCCGAUAAACCUACGCAGAUAGUAAAAGCUCAAAUCCUAACUGGUAUAGCGGAAACUUUCAUUUCUAAAUUGUUCAAAGGUGCUCUUGGACAGUUUUCUUUCAGUAAAAGCCAGUAGAAAUACAGUUUUUACUAUUAUAUAUAAAAAACAAUGUUAAGGUUUAAUGAAAUGAUAUAAAUUAAAGAAAAUUACAUAGUUUUACUAUAAUGUAUUACCACAUAGAUUUUCCUUGAUGCUUUUAACUACUGACAUUAACUAUAAACCAAAGAAAAUAUAACUACAUAUUGUUUUAGGACUUUUGUUAGUUUAUUUGUCAGACUACACUUUCUUCUAUAUAGGGAUUCUUUCACAUGUUCUUGUAAUUUUACAGAUUUUAAACUUUUGAAGAAGUAUAUGAAAUGUUAUUUUCAUCUAGAAAACUGUUUUUUAUCACCUUCCUGCCUAAUAUUCAUCCAAUUUUCAACUAACUUGUACACAUUUCCUUGUACCUUUGCCUUUAAACAAGUUAUGUGAAUGAUAGUUUUAAAAGUUGAAUAAGGCUCAAAUUAACCUCUAAUAAAAUGCCAUGUAAUUAAUUAUGUUGCAAUGUGUUUUCUUCUAGGCUUUCAAGUACAGAUGUACCCAAUUGAAACGAUAUCUGUCUAAGUUGUAUUAUACUGUUUAUUGAUAGUCUGUAGUAAGUAAUGGAAUACGGUUUUAUUAAAUUCACAGAUUUUUAGUGUGAGGAAAACUUAUAUAAAAGCAAUUCAACAAAAACUGAAAAUGUGAAAUUCUGACCUGAAGUGUAGAAAUCAAACAGCAUCACUCACAUAUUAAAUGAAUUAACAAUUUUUUGGGGGGUGUUGUUGAUUUUGUGCAUUUUAUAAGCUGCAGAAGUUUAUCCAAAGGAAUUAUUUGUAAAAAUCUUUCAUGUUUUUCUUUUUAAAUGCAGUUUUAAGUUAUAUAUCAGGGAGAUGAUUUUGUUAUAAAUGUAUUCAAGCAAUUACCAAGUAACUGUCAUCUGCUAUAUUUUUGAGGAAAUUGCCAUUGGUCUCAUUAUUUCUUCCCCAGUAUUUUACAUUCCACCUUUAACUCCUUUCAGUUACAUUCAUCUACUUAACAGUUUAUCAGACCUUUACUGAAUAAAUAUUUGAGGCCGGUUUCUCUCGCAUUCCAUCUGUCUGAUCGCAGAAGGCCUGCUUACUCUAUAUAUAUAUAUUGAAAUUAUAGGAUGUGGUUUAUAGAAAGUUGACGGAUCUCAGUUGCACAUUUUUGGUUUAUCAGUCAAAUCAUCUACCUUGAAUAAUAACCAUUUUGUAAUCAACUUGUCACAUGUAACAAAUACAUCAUUUACUACUGGAAUACUAGUAAUACCCAUUUUGUUAUAUCCUUGUUUAGUAUACAUUAUUGUGUACUGUACCAAAAUAGUAACCAGAAAUAAAUGGAAAAUGAAA
Mercenaria mercenaria is the source of this 2138-nucleotide messenger RNA. Its product is annotated as adenylate kinase-like. Gene Ontology annotation, molecular function: AMP kinase activity; ATP binding. Gene Ontology annotation, cellular component: cytoplasm; mitochondrion. Bases 88 to 822 code for a protein of 244 amino acids. Gene Ontology annotation, biological process: nucleobase-containing compound metabolic process. The transcript has 6 exons. Lineage: Eukaryota; Metazoa; Mollusca; Bivalvia; Venerida; Veneridae. The record is from RefSeq and is a predicted model, not a curated record.